Molecule: messenger RNA, 1687 nt
Organism: Drosophila teissieri
Lineage: Eukaryota; Metazoa; Arthropoda; Insecta; Diptera; Drosophilidae
Product: cell wall protein DAN4
Exons: 3
Coding region: 104-1579 (491 amino acids)
Source: RefSeq, a predicted model, not a curated record
CAAAUUUAUAGAGCAGUACGCCCGGUCACAGAAGCAACACCUCGACUGAAGCCUUCAAUUCAGGGCUAAUUAAGGAAACGGAAAGGAACGCAACACGUCAACAAUGUUGCCGUCACGCAAUCAUUUAAUUGCCUUCGUUGUGGUGACAACAUUAGUCUGUUUAACAGUGGGCCAGGAGUCUUCGUUUCUGGCCUCAAUAACUAGUUCAAACAACCAACAGCAGUCGGCAAACGGAACUAGCUUGAACAACGAAACCAUUACAAUUAACAUUAGUGAAAUAAUUGCAGCAGCUGAAGCAGCAUCAAAUGCCACAGAAUCCUCUAGCACUACCUCGACAACUACAGAAGCUACAUCAACAGCAUCAUCUCUAACACCUACAACAGUGUCAGCAAGCACGUCCACUACACAAGCAGGUAUCAGCACAUCCACAGAAGUAUCCACAAGCACACAGUCGGCAUCGACCACUUUGGCAGACACAUCCACCACACCAAACACUCCAACUAUUACAACACGAACUUCAACCACGACAUCACAAUCAACAGCGACACAAGCUCCAACAACAAUACAGCCAACCAUAACAACGACACAAGCUUCAACAACCACAGAACUGCCUACCAGUAGGACUUCAACAACCAUUACAACACCCCAAAGCUCAACAACAACUACUCAGAUUUCAACGGGAACACCGUCAUCAACAACUACACCAUCUUCCACAAUAUCUACUACACAAGCACUAACAACAACAGAACCACAAUCUUCAACAGUUAUUCAAACUUCAACAACAACACUACAACCCACAACUUCAACUUCAACUACGACGCAAUUAACUUCAACCACAUCUACACAAGCUCCGACGACAACACAGUCAACCUCCACAGCUACACAAACUUCAACGACUACACCACAAUCCACACCAACAACUACAAAUCAAAGCUCGACAACUUCACCACAACCGACAACAACAACUACUCCACAACCUUCAACAACAACUACUCAACAACCUACAACAACAACUAAUCCACAACCUACAACUACAACUACUCCACAACCUACAAUAACAACUACUCCACAACCCACAACAACAACUUCUCCACAGCCCACAACAACAACUAUACCUACAACGACAACAACAACUACACAAGCAUCAACAACACCACAGUCCGAAAUAACAACCACUCCAGCAGCAACGACCACCACUGAAAGAGCAACAACAACAAUUGCUGAGAGCACCACCACAUCAACAACAACAUCCAGCUCAACACCAAUUGCUUACACCGUUUACACCAUGGAGCCAUAUCCGAAUAUAUAUGGCCGAUCGAACGAGAUUAGCAAGCCACAGCGAAAAUUGCGAAGGGGGCGUAAAGGGCGCAGAGGCAGGAGACCUCGUCGUCGCACCACCCCGGCACCACUGACAUCCAGCACCACCACAACAACAACCGUCAGGACGACGUUGGGAGGCUUUGACGACUUCAGUGAGGACUACGACGAUCUCGUCCUCAACUCAAACAAUGUAUUGGAACCAUUUCCGCAGUUGCCCCACAAUUUGGAAAAUAGCGACAAUAAUAGAAUCCCCAAGUAACAUUUCAAUUGCACCAUCCUCCAGAGGACUGACACUGAUAACUGGAGUUCCAUUUUUACUUCACAUUUUAUAGGUUAUGUUUACAAAAAUAUAUGUUUUACAAUGCAA